AUGGGGAGCCGAUCGCAGUCGCCCUCGGGCAAAAGCCCCAUGGAUCUCUCAAUGCCGCGACCCAGCCUGCGGCGCGACUCUUUGCGGAGCAGCGUGAGCGUGGCCACUGGAGUUUCCGACGUCGAAAUGGCUCGGGACGAGGUAUUCGACGGCCCUAUCUCGGAGAGCAUCCCGUCCAGUGUCGUAUCAUUCAUGCAUCGUCGGAACCGCGCAGACUCGAACGUUAGCUUCACAUACUUCCAAGACGAAGAGGAUUUCGCCGAAUACUCCAAUGAAGAUGCUGUCGACGUGAGUAGUGACAUCGAAGAGUCAUACAUGAAUGGUAUCGAGGAGCCGGAUCUUGAGUCGCACCGCGGAUCUUUCAUCUCCAAAAGAUUGUCACGAGACUCAGCCGAGCAUCCUCUUUUGUCGCGGAUUCUCUCCGCGAGCUCAUAUGGACGUGAUCGGCGAUCCGGCAGUCGGCUGAACCAGAAGAUUUAUAUCUCGUCUGAAGACUUGACAACCGUCUUCGCGGGCUUCUCUACCAGCACAACAGGCUUUGUUCUGUACCUCGCUAUAUGCAUACUGACUGGAGGAAUUGGCUAUCUUCUGCUACGUUGGCUCCCACGCUGGCGAGUCAGACUGAUUGGAAAGGCUACUCCCCUGGGAAAAUGCCACUGGAUUGCUAUCGAAGUGAGAAACUAUGGAUCCAUCACUCGAACCCCCGAGGCCGGACUAACUCACACUGAACAGGAUCAAUGGAACCAAUUCACCAUCCACGACGUAGAAAGUCAAUCAUAUGGACGACCGCUCUCCACAGUGUUCAUGGACAAUUCGGGUCAUGUUUAUGACGAGGAUCUUGAUCCAACAAUUGUGUCUUUGCGAUACCUGGAUUACCGCUAUCUCCGCUUCUUCUACCAUCCGAUUGAAGACAAGUUCUCCUUGAUCAAUGGGUGGAAAGAUCACUCUUGGACCAACGCAAAGGCUAUGCGUGGGGGUCUAGAUGCCGAUGAACGUGACAGCCGGGAACAGAUAUUUGGAAAGAACAAUAUAAAUAUCGAGCAGAAAAGCAUCCCCCAGCUUCUUAUGGACGAAGCUUUUCAUCCAUUCUACAUGUUCCAAGUGGCCAGUUUGCUCCUUUGGUCCAUGGACGAAUACUAUUAUUAUGCUGUUUGCAUUUUCCUCAUCUCGGUGUUCAGUAUUGCAACAACUGUAUUGGAAACCAGAUCGACCAUGAAGCGCCUGAGAGAGAUAUCGCUAUUUGAAUGUGAUGUGCGCGUGUUGAGGAACGGAUUUUGGCGAUCGGUCUCUUCCCAGGAUCUUGCACCUGGAGAUGUUUUCGAAUUUUCUGAUCCAUCCCUCAGCCUGGUUCCAUGUGAUUGUAUUCUGUUGUCUGGAGACUGCAUUGUGAACGAAAGCAUGUUGACUGGCGAAUCUGUUCCCGUAUCCAAGAUACCGUUCACCGAUGAAGCCCUUGACUACCUCGAUCUCAGUGCCCCCUCUGUGGAUCCCCAUGUGGCCAAGCACUUCCUGUUUAGUGGAACUAAGAUCAUACGAGCUAGGCGACCCCAGAACGCGCACGAUGAUGAAGCCGUUGCGCUGGCUGUCGUUGCAAGGACUGGAUUUUCAACAACGAAAGGAGCCUUGGUUCGUUCGAUGCUUUUCCCUAAACCUUCAGGCUUCAAAUUCUACCGCGAUUCUUUCCGGUAUAUUGCUGUAAUGGGAAUUGUUGCAUUUCUUGGUUUCAUUGCCUCGUUCAUCAAUUUCGUUCGACUGGGUCUUGCUUGGCACCUCAUCAUCGUCAGAGCGCUUGACUUAAUUACCAUUGUCGUGCCACCGGCGCUCCCUGCGACCCUUACUAUUGGUACUAAUUUCGCGCUGUCCCGGUUGAAGAAGCAAAGUAUCUUUUGUAUCAGCCCUCAAAAGGUCAAUGUCGGAGGAAAGCUUGAUGUGGUUUGUUUUGACAAGACUGGUACGCUCACAGAAGAUGGUCUUGAUGUUCUUGGAGGACGCACUGUCAGCGGGGACCACAGAUUCUCCGAGCUACUGUCUGAAACAUCUGCCGGUCUCUUUAUUCCCUCGCCAACGGCGAAAUCUCCAUUAGACCUCGAAAAGCAACGAAAGAUGAUCUAUACGAUGGCAACAUGUCAUUCACUUCGUGUGGUGGAUGACGAGCUUUUAGGAGAUCCGCUUGAUGUCAAAAUGUUUCAGUUCACCGGCUGGUCUUAUGAAGAAGGAGGCAACAAUUCCUCAGAGCCGGCGGGUUCUCAAUUUGAGACAAUCAGCCCAUCUGUUGCGAGACCUCCUGCCACACAUGUGGGCGAGAGUCAGCACCACGGACCGAACAUUCCCGUCGAGCUUGGAGUUCUGAGAAACUUCGAAUUUGUCUCUCACCUUCGUCGUGCAAGCGUGGUUGUCAGACAGUUUGGUGACAACGGAGCAAGCUUCUUCGUGAAAGGUGCACCAGAGAGCAUUAGGGAUAUCUGUGUGCCCGAAUCUCUCCCGUCCGACUACGAUGAAUUCCUCAGCUACUACACCCAUAAGGGAUACCGAGUGAUUGCAUGUGCUACGAAAUACGAGCGCAAAUUGAGCUGGAUGAAGGUCCAGAAGUUGACCCGGUCCGAUGCUGAAAGCAAUCUUGAGUUUGUGGGCUUCAUUGUCUUUGAGAAUAAGCUAAAACCUACUACAUCUCAAGUGAUUUCGGAGCUGAAUCAAGCUGGGAUUCGCAAUGUCAUGUGCACAGGCGACAAUAUCUUGACGGCGAUCAGUGUGGCUCGGGAAUGCAAGAUGAUCCGUCAUUAUGAAGAGUGUUUCAUUCCGCACUUUGUCGAAGAACCCGGACUUGUGACCAAAACAUCUCUCAUUUGGGAGAGUGUGGAUAACCCGGAUAUUCGACUAGAUCCUAGGACCCUUUUGCCGAUGGAAAACACCACCGAAACCGAUGUGUCUGUGCCAGGGAAUGGCUUGCAGAAUCGCAACUACUGCGUUGCCGUGACAGGCGAUGCAUUCCGGUGGAUGGUUGAUUAUGGGAAUGAGGAUGUCUUGAAAAGAAUUCUGGUAACCGGCAAGGUUUUUGCACGUAUGUCACCAGAUGAAAAACACGAACUUGUUGAGAAACUUCAAUCAAUUGAUUACUGCUGUGGGUUCUGCGGAGACGGCGCCAAUGACUGUGGUGCUUUGAAGGCUGCAGAUGUGGGUAUCUCGCUGUCUGACGCUGAAGCGUCUGUUGCUGCUCCCUUCACCAGCCGGCAAUUUGAUAUAUCAUGUGUACCCAAAUUGAUUCGGGAGGGCCGAGCUGCGUUGGUGACGAGCUUCUGCUGCUUCAAGUUCAUGAGUCUCUAUUCGGCUAUCCAAUUCUCAACCGUCAGCUUCCUCUAUACUUCGGGGUCUAACCUUGGCGACUUCCAGUUCUUGUUCAUUGACCUGGCUCUCAUCAUGCCGAUUGCUGUGUUCAUGGGCUGGACCGGUCCUUAUCCUACGCUCUCUCGGAAGCGACCGACUGCUGAUCUCGUAUCACGAAAGGUCUUGACUCCUUUGCUUGGGCAAAUCUCCCUUGUGGUGUUGUCUCAGCUUGUCAUCUUUGAAACUGUUCAGAAGCAACCGUGGUAUCUGCCUCCCCAUUUAGAUUUGGAGAAGAGCAAUAUCGUGAAUUCGCAGAACACAUCCCUGUUCUUGUUUUCUUGCUUCCAGUACAUUCUGACCAGCAUCGUCCUGAGCGUUGGCCCGCCCUUCCGGCGACCCAUGACGCAGAAUGGUAAGGACUACCCCUCUUCUACUUCGGAGAUAAACAGCACUAAAAUCUUACGCUCAACAGCCCCUUACUUGUGUACAAUUAUCAUUGAUAUCCUGGUCGCCUGUUACAUGCUCUUCCGGCCAUCGAAGUGGGUGGCAGACAUCAUGCAAUUGACUUUUAUGUCCGAUGGUUUCCGCAGCUGGGUGGUGGUGCUUGCGCUCGGCAUGUUCUCAGUGGCCUGGAUGGCGGAAAGCAUCAUUUUUCCCCGCCUCGCUCACAUACUCGGUCAUGUCCGCGCACGUCUGCAGCCUACCUUCCGAAAGAAACGCCGCCAGUACAAGGUUCUCAUGGAGGAGAUGCGGCUGUAG
Penicillium argentinense is the source of this 4080-nucleotide messenger RNA. RefSeq lists its product as uncharacterized. The record is from RefSeq and is a predicted model, not a curated record. Bases 1 to 4080 code for a protein of 1359 amino acids. Gene Ontology annotation, biological process: intracellular calcium ion homeostasis. The transcript has 18 exons. NCBI's taxonomy places the organism in Eukaryota, Fungi, Ascomycota, Eurotiomycetes, Eurotiales, Aspergillaceae. Gene Ontology annotation, molecular function: P-type ion transporter activity; ATP binding; ATP hydrolysis activity. Gene Ontology annotation, cellular component: membrane.